UUUUUUCGUUAAAAUAUGAGUGGAAAUCCUUUUCUACAGCCAGAUUCGCCUGGCCUAACGUCUUCUUCAAGAAACAGAAUGGCUAUGAGACCAGCUUAUAACGCAAUGCGUGCAUCAUCUGAUGAUUACCAUGAAUCGAACGACGACAUGGUACAGGGCGACUUUUCUGAAUUUGAAGCUGUAUUGAGAGAGAUUCAUGAAGGAUGGGCUUUUAUGUUGGAAGACGACUUUGAUCCAGUUGCUUUGACACUUAAACUAAUGGACGACAGUUCUGUUGGUAAAAAAAAGGAUUACAAAGCGUUUCAGCGUGUACUUUACAACCUCGAUAUGGCUCUGAAAACUAUUGUCAAUGAUUAUUAUAGAGGAUUCAAUAGUUCAAUUGGCACUUUUGGUGGUGUCUUGCAAUAUAUCAAUGAUUCUUCAACUAGAGUAGUUCAAAUGAAAUCCAACUUGAAGAAAUGCAAAGAAGAACUCCUCUCUAAAAGAAACGACUUGUUGAAUUUAUGGUACAAAUCACAACAGUACAAAGAAAUGCUCAGUCUUUUGGAGAUAAUAGAAGAACUACGAAUUACACCAGAAAAGAUUGAAGCCAUGAUGGAAAGUAAGCAUGUCUUGGGUGCUGCUAAAUUACUUGUGAGCUCUUUAAAGCAAGCCAUGAACAAAGGAAUGAUGCAAAUUGGUGCAUUAGACGAUGUUCGAAGAACCUUAACAUCGCAAAAGAAUCUCUUGUAUGAUAUGCUUGUAGAAGAACUUCAUAACCAUUUAUACCUAAAGAAUUCAUACUGUGAUAACCGAUGGGCAACUUACACACCUCAGCAGCAAGAUUUGCCUGAAAUUGCUGUCAAACCAAGAGAGUUUAACGAAUCGUCACAAAAGGAUCAAUUUAAGGACUAUCAAGAUUUCGAAGACUUGUUUGCUAUUGAAAAUGACAUUUUGACUGAAGAUCCAGACAAAAAUCCAGAAACAGACUCUUAUUAUUAUAUUGAGAUCAUUACAGAAGCACUUUUAGUGCUUGGAGAAAUACCCGCUGCUAUAGAAACAAUUCAAGAACGACUGUCUGUUGAAAUACAUGCUAUUGUAGACAAGACAAUUGCACAAGUGGAGGCGAGGCAUGUUAAUACAGGAGCUACCAGUCGCAAAAAUGAUAAAAAUACCGAUGAAAAUGAUAUUUAUUGCCUUGAUAAAGCAAACUCUGAAUCAAAGAAUGAAAUUCUCAAAGAUCUUUUAUGGACUUUAUAUUCCAAAUUAGAAGCUGUUCUUCGAGGACAUCGCUUUUUAGAAACCUGUGCAAGAAGAAUCAAAAAGAGAAUUCAAACUGCUAAGGCAAACUCAGAAGAAGUCGGAUUUUCUACUGAUUUCAAUAUUUAUCAUUUUCACGAAAUAUGGAGACCUGUUCAGACUGAGAUUCGUUCUAUCUUGCAAGACUAUUUGUCAAGCUCAGAUCAAAACAUUGUCUCUGUCAACGAAAACACUUCAAACAAAUCGUUCCGUGGUAAACGUGAUAACCCUAGACAACUGUUUUCUUUUGCAGAAGCGGGAGGAGACAAUGAACUGGAUGAGUCUUAUGAAGGCUUAAAGAAAACAUUGCUUCUUUCAUACAAGAAGCAAAUUCCGGGCUUUGAUGUUUCUAACCCAAAUGCGUCCAUUCAUUCUACUAUUGUUGAUAAGUUUGCAAAUGAUGUGUCAUCCAAGGGUCACAAAGUCUUGGUUAAGCCUGACGCUUAUAAUGUUAGUGUCUUAUUGAAGCCUACAAUGGCAUUCUUACAACGUCUACGACAAGUAUUUCCAAACUAUGAUGAUCACAAUGAAGAAGGAUUUGGCAGCUUCUUGGAUGAUUUUGCUGUAAAUGUAUUUUUACCUCAGAUUGAAGAAAAAGUUAUGCAACUUAUACAACAUGCUACUGUUGGCUUGGAUGCAUUUCAAGAUGCUCGCGAUUACAAAAACUACUCUAGAUACCCUAUUGCCAAGAGCGCUGUUGCUUUGAUCUCUGUCAUUCAGAGCUUGUGUCGCACUAUGCAUAGUAUGCCUUUUCAUACUGACGAAUAUGUCCGACUAGUUGAAGUAGUUUUACUCAAGUUUUAUGAAAAAUGUUAUCAACGUUUCUAUUCUACUGUUGCCCGUGGAAGCUCUUACGCUGAUGAUCAGCAGAAAAAUGUCACCGAUGUUACUAUUAGUACCAGUGGUGACUGGGCUCAAGAUGAAAGUCUUGUCGGGCUGCUUGCACAAAAUCCAUUCUUUAAUGAGGACUCGAAAGCAGAUCACGAAUUCAUAAAGGCAUUAAACCAAGCGGAAAUUGCCAUGGAGCUGAAACUCAAGAACGAUAGAUUGUUAGAAUCCAACGAAUUGAUUUUUGAUUCCAAGAAAUUGAUUGCAUUAGGCAGACUAUACCAUACCUUAAAGUGGUUUGUACGUGAAAUAUGGGACUUACGCUCCUCUGAUCUGCCUCCAUCAACAGCAGUUAAUCAAGAGCAAGAGUCUCUGGAAGUCAGAAACUCAAAACGAUGGUCAAGUCAAGAUUCCAAACCACAACUACUCGAAACAAAUGAUAACACGACGCCUGUUGUUCUACCUCUUCGAGGAGAAAUUGCAAAGCGAUUUGAUGCUUUGCUCACGACAUACCAACAACUUGCAGAAACAUGUCUAUUUACAUUGCGUUUGGAAGGCCGUUGCCACACCAUGUAUUAUCUUGAAAUGGCAAUUCGUGAUGGCAAUUACCAUCUUGAAGACGAGUCGUUUGAACCUGAUCCAUAUAUCAUCACUCUUAACUCUGAUCUGAUGGAGCUUGACGACUGUAUUAAUGCUUCUCUUCCACCUAGAGACGAGCUGUUUGCAUUUGAUGGCUUGCCUGGAUUGAUUGUACAUCUCUUGAUAUCCGAGGCAACGUACAUUAAGCGACUCAACAAGAAUGGUGUACAAAAGAUGGUUCGAAAUAUUUUAGCACUUCAACAAAACUUGAGUAAUUUUGUACCCUUGUCUCAGUGCUCAGUGAUGCAGCGCGCAAGAGAGUACUAUCAGCUAUUCGGUCUAGGAAGUGAGGGCAUCAUUAAAUCCAUCCAAGAAAAUGGGGCUAAAUAUACCUUUGAUGAAUACCGUGUCAUACUUGGUUUAAUUCACGACAUUAGUCAAGAACAAGAUGAGGAAGGUAAAAGUACCACACCUGCUUCUGCAGAAGAAAAGUCAAAUGGCUCUAAAUAUAGCGAAUGGUUAAUGAAAUUGGUGGACUUAAUGGCAGAUGACGAAGACUAAUAAAGACCCUCUUUAUACGAUUGACUUAUGGCACAAGUGUUAGUGAAUGUAACAACAGAAACAGGAGAACAUAAUGGUUAUGUCGAGGGUAGCAACGAUAUGUCAAAUCAUAUCAAGGGGGAUGCAUGCAUCUGCAUGACAGCUCUUAGCUAGAUAAGGGCAGGUGGUGGCACAUAAUAUAAACAAUGGAAUUUAGGCGCUCCUGCUUUUUAGGAGGAACAAACAAAGACUAUCAUGUAACUCAGCACUUUAGGAAGAUUCCAUGUAUUUUGUUUGCCAAUCAAGGAGAAGAUAAGAAUAGUACAGGAUUGUUUAUUCUUUAUUAGGCCUUUUUGUAUAUGUGAGAGGCAGUGAGGUGACUUUUUUCUUUGCUUAAUAUAAAUUGUCCCUCU
Messenger RNA from Gilbertella persicaria, 3638 nucleotides. Its product is annotated as Sec8 exocyst complex component-specific domain-containing protein. The transcript is spliced from 22 exons. Gene Ontology annotation, cellular component: exocyst. Gene Ontology annotation, biological process: Golgi to plasma membrane transport; exocytosis. Lineage: Eukaryota; Fungi; Mucoromycota; Mucoromycetes; Mucorales; Choanephoraceae. The record is from RefSeq and is a predicted model, not a curated record. Bases 16 to 3246 code for a protein of 1076 amino acids.